Macadamia integrifolia is the source of this 3196-nucleotide messenger RNA. RefSeq names its product transcription factor VIP1-like. Gene Ontology annotation, biological process: regulation of DNA-templated transcription. Gene Ontology annotation, cellular component: nucleus. The transcript has 4 exons. The record is from RefSeq and is a predicted model, not a curated record. NCBI's taxonomy places the organism in Eukaryota, Viridiplantae, Streptophyta, Magnoliopsida, Proteales, Proteaceae. Gene Ontology annotation, molecular function: DNA-binding transcription factor activity. Bases 1909 to 2922 code for a protein of 337 amino acids.
CCCAUGUCAGUUGCUGGCUUAAUUCAACUUUUAUUGGAAUCAAUGUGGUAUUUAUGUGCCUUAGCUAAGUUAGAGAGACUCGGAUGCCAGCCAACUUCACAGAAAUGUUAUAUUCAGAAUUACCAACCUGUAAUGGGAAACAUUGAAGUACUUUAAUCACAAUGAAAUAAAAAAUUUCAAUACAAUUUAUGAAGGUUGCCAAACUAGGAGGAAGUGUGCAACUACUUUGACCACUUAAAUCAGAGUUCAUGUUCUGCACAUGUGAGAAAUACUAAAUGGGAAAGUUUGUAUUUCCACUACAAAUUGAUAAAACAUACUAUUCCAUGCAUCAAGGAUCCUGGCUGUUACAUCAACAUGGCCUACCUAGCUUGAGAAUGACCAAAUUUCUCUAUCCUAACUAUGUAACUAAAGAGAUCGAGAUGGGAUCCGUUAAAGGUGAGGUUGGUCUAGGAAGGGUUUGCCAACUUUUCAAAGAUAUUGGUUGUUUUCCCUUAGUAACCUAUAAAGCCAAGAAAAAGAUAAUUUUUAUCAUGCACUGAAGUUAUUGAUUGGAUGAUCAAGAUUGCAUUGGCCAAGGAAUCUCUGUUGACUUAUGAGACAAAAUGGAGUACGUCCAUUGGCCCUAAAAAUUAUCAUUCAUGAUGGCAUCUCAAUGGAUCUUAAUCUUAUAAAACCAACAUUGGUGGUUAUCUUGUUUCAUCUAAAAAUUCCAUCAUCUCCUUAUGUUCUUGUGAACCCCUGUAGUUUUUCCAUGAAAGUGGAAUACAUAAAGCAUGAUUGAUGAAACUUAUAUGUUUUCGGAUUAGCUGCCAAAGGGUGUGAAGGGAACCUGAGGACUGGCUACUGAGAACACUGCAUGAAUGAGUAAAUCCAUUGAUUUCUGUGCAUUUUCCCAGAGUUUGGUAUUACUUCAUGUGAAGUGGUUCAAACCCAUUCAUGGGAGCGACACAAUGAAUUGCUGGUAACUAGGUUUGUCUGGCUUGCACUGUGGAAUAGUUCAAUUAUGGGGGAUUUCACAAAUUUACAUGCCUAUUCUAUGCUAGUCAUGUUUAGGAAACUUGAUUUAAUUUACAUGUGGGUCGGGCUGACCCUUGACCCUCGAUACGAAUAAAGAGAUCUCCCACUCAUAAAGUGAUAACCAAAACAAAAUUAAUCACGACAAUCGUGUAAAAAGGGCAAUUCUUUGAUUCUUCUUUGGACAAAAUAUAAGCUACCUGCUGCAUUCUCUUGUAAAUAUUGAUUGACUGUGCCAGGGUAGGAAAAACCAAAAUAAUGUAUGUAUAUAACUUGAACAUUUUUUGAAUCCAAUUUCUAAGGAUUGUGGCAUUUUGUAUCCUGCAUCAAUUGGGUCCUCCAAUCAGAUCCAAAAGUUUGCCCAGCGGUCAGCAGCUCCUUUUGGACACAUGCACUAUCCAGUGACAAGGAUGUAAGGCAGAUCUUGGGUUUUAUCAUUGAACAGCCUUGUGUCCUAUUCCUUAUGGAUUAUUUAUCCUGUUCUCCACAGAAAUAAUCUAUUUCCAACUCUAUAGCCCAUCAUUGUUAAUGAUCUGGAGUUGGCACUUUCUUGUUGUCUACAAUCAGUACCAACAGUUCCACCCACCAGUUGAUACGAUUAAUGCCAAAUGAGGGGGACGUGUCAGCUGCCUUCUAGCCCUUGAACUAUAUGAUUGUAGUGUAUGCUUUGGCUGUAAAAAAUGCACCUGGCCCACCCUUUCAGAUCCUCCAACCUUGGGAUUGUUAUAUUCUGAUCCAGACAGCACUAUGCACUUCAUAACCUCCGUCUUGCCAGGUUUCUUCUAAAAAGACACUGGACUGCCUUCAGUUCCUUCAAGGCUUCUCUUUCUCAAACACAAGUCCUCAUCACCGCCCAAAAACCCUCAAGAAGCAAACCCCACCCAAAUCAAAAGCAUGGAUUCCCAGUUCACCAGCAGAGCCACCGGAAAUGCCUUCCCUGGCCGAGUGGACAUCGAUCAGAUGCCUGAAAUUCCGCAGCGUGGUUCCCAUCACCGACGGGCCCAGUCCGAGACCGUCUUCCGAUUUAACAACGACAUCCUUUUCGAUGCUGAUGUCGACUUCAACCUUUCUGCCCCCGACAUCCCAUCUCUCUCCGAAGAUAACAACAACAACAGCAACGGUGGCGUCCCCAUGACCAUCGAUUCCGCCAAAUCCGAUGAUUCUACCGGUGAAAAGGGCAAGCCCAAGUUGGCUGGUGGGUCCCAUUUCCGGAGCCUCUCCGUCGUUGCUGAUUUCUUCGAGGGUUUAGGGUUUCAACCGUCGCCGGUCGGUGGUGGUAGCGGUGGAGCUGAAUUUGAGAAGUUUGGCGGGAAAAGUGGAGUCCCUGAGAAGAGGAUGCAUAGGCAUAGCAGUUCCAUGGAUGGUUCGUCUUCUUCCUUCGAGGUUGAGUCAGCUGAGAGUAUUAAGAAAUCCAUGGGACCUGGUAAGCUUGCGGGGUUGGCCUUGAUUGACCCUAAGAGAGCCAAACGGAUUCUUGCAAACCGGAAAUCUGCAGCACAGUCGAAGGAGAGGAAGAUUCGAUAUACUGGUGAACUGGAGAGGAAGGUGCAGACACUUCAGACUGAGGCAACCACCCUCUCAGCACAAGUCACAAUGCUGCAGAGAGACACAACUGGUUUGACUACCGAGAACAAAGAACUCAAAAUGAGGUUGCAGGCUAUGGAGCAACAAGCACAGCUACGAGAUGCUCUGAAUGAGACCUUGAGGGAUGAAGUACAGUGGCUUCGGAUGGCUACCGGACAAUUACCAAUUGUCAAUGGUAACUCCUUCAACCGAGGAUUGCCUACCCAGUUUUUCCCUGGAUCCCAGGCUCUGAGCCAUUUUGGCAAUCAUCAGACCCACCGGCAGCUCCACACUCAGACAUCUCCCAAUGGUCAGCCCCAAGAGGAUUUCCAGCAGGGGAGCUAAUUGCAUCCUUGGCCCAAUAAAUUUGGUGCCAAAGUGUCCUUUUUAUGACAAAUUGGUAAUCAUAAGUAAGAAGCUAAAUUAUUGUAGGUUGGUUUUGUAUAUAGACUGUAUAUUAGUAUAUGUAUAUGUUUAUGUGGUGCAGGUAGGGUUGUGAAGAGUGUCUUAACUUGGAUCAGUCCCUUGCAUCUUUUUUACAUAUAGGUAUGCUUUCCUUAGAAUCCGAAUGAUGUAGCAGAUCGAUUAGCUUCUGAUGGACUAUGUGGAUGGUGGAUGG